CAAUUAACAUGGGUCGAUGGAUACAGAGUGAUAUUCUUGAAGGAUGACUGGAUGAGUGGUUAAGCCUUCUCCUCUUUUGAGGGAGAACAGGGGAACAAGUUUAGAUGAGAAAUACACUGAUUCAUUCACACUCCUAGCUUGUACAUUUGUACUACCAUUGUCCUUUAGCCUUUCUAAUUUUCCUCCCGAGCUUCAUGUGCAGACACGCUUAGGUGUCUGCUUGAUAUACAAGAAAUGAUGUCGGCUUUGCUACUAGUAACCGUUGUCGUGUUCACAAUUCUAUCUAGCAGCUGCUGCGAAGCUUCUUAUUCAACACCAUCUUCUUCUUGCGGUAAUAUUGGCAACAUUAGCCAACCAUUUUACCUCAAAGGUCAGCCACACAGAUGGCACGGUUUCAGCUAUGAACUCUCUUGUGAGAACAAUCAUACUAUUUUAAAAUUUGCUACUAUACAAUUUUCCAAAUUCUACGUGGAGGCCAUCAAUUAUGCGAACUGGACUGUUCGGAUAAUUGAUUCAGGGCUAGCCAGAAACAACUACUCAUGUUCCUCUGUUCCUCUUCAUCCUUUCUUCAACAAAACUAAAUAUAAUUAUCAGUUGCCUACUUUUUCCGCAAUUGGGAAAUUGAAUAAGCCGAUAACGUAUAUAGACUGUCCAGCACCUGUGACAAAAUCCGUAACAACAAGAUAUAAACCCACAACUCCUUGCUCAUCAUCAGUCUCUUCAUACGUUGUGAUUGGAUACAUGGACUCGUCUGAAGUGGAGAACAACUGUACGAUUCGGAAGGCAACUUGGGUGUCAUCCGCAUGGCCUGAUAUUAAUAGAACAUCUUUCUUGGACAUCCGGGACAUGGUGUACGGAAUAGAGCUUCCAUUCAAAUAUUUUUCCUGCCUAAAGUGUCAUCGACCUCUAUCCGAUUAUUUUGGGGAUGUAAGAUCCGAAAAUCCUCAAUUGAGCUGCGACUCUGGUACUGAUAAUUCUCGGCUGCCCGAUUGGUUCGAGUACCUGGAACUUGCAAGCUCCUUCUUAAGUCCGCUCCGGGCUCUGCUGUGGCUUCUGAACCGAUUUCUUAGCCCCUUGGUCCAAGAUUUUUUUUUUUAUGCACAACUUCUGUGCAAAAUAGCAUUUCUAGUGGCAUGUCUAGUAUACAAAAUAAGGACAAGACAUGUAUCUGUAUAUGACAACAUAGAAAAAUUCCUGCAACGACAAAACAAUUUCAUGCCCAUUAGGUACAGUUAUUCUCAAAUUAAAAGAUCCACCAACGGGUUCAAAGAUAAACUUGGUGAAGGAGGCUUUGGUACCGUAUACAAAGGGAAGCUUCGAAGCGGCCUCAUUGUAGCUGUUAAGGUGUUGAGCAACUACAAAGCUAGUGGUGAAGAUUUCAUCAAUGAAGUCGGUACAAUUGGUAGGAUUCAUCAUGUUAACAUUGUGAGACUUGUUGGCUUCUGCGCUGAGGGUAACAAACGUGCUCUAGUUUAUGAGUUCAUGCCUAAUGGCUCUCUUGAUAGAUACAUUUUUGUCGAUGGAGAUAGAGGUGAGGCUGGGGAAAUAACUACUUUGAAUUGUAAAAAGAUGUAUGAGAUUUCAUGCAAAGUGGCAUGUGGCAUUGAGUAUUUACAUCGAGGUUGUGACAUGCAAAUCUUACACUUUGAUAUCAAGCCUCAUAAUAUUCUCCUCGAUGAGAACUUCAAUCCAAGAAUUUCUGAUUUUGGCCUUGCAAAAUCACGUGCUACUGGUGAAAGUACUGUGACUAUGACUGCAGCAAGGGGGACAAUGGGUUACAUGGCUCCGGAAUUAUUUUACAAAAAUAUUGGAGGUGUUUCUUAUAAAGCGGAUGUGUAUAGUUUUGGAAUGUUGUUAUUGGAGAUGGCAGGUAAAAGGAAAAACUUGAAUCCAUUAAAGGAUGAAAUUAGCCAAAUUUACUUCCCUUCAUGGGUCUAUGACCAGAUAAGCAAAGGGAAGGAGAUUGAAACGGAAGAUGCUACUACUAAUGAAAAGGAAUUGGUGAAGAAGAUGAUUAUUGUAGCCAUGUGGUGUAUCCAAAUGAAGCCAACUGACCGACCUUCAAUGAAUGAAGUUAUUGAUAUGCUUGGAAGGGACCUCGGACUUUUGGUUAUGCCUCCUAAACCUUUGAUUUGUCCAGAAGAGGUGAUGACCGAGGAUGCAGAACUUACUCUGACGUCUUCAAAUUGAUGAUGUGUGGAUAUACUGAUAUACUUUGUAAUAUAGACUCAAGAGUGAUUAGCUUAUUCGGUCAAUUGAUUUGUUAAGCUAUGAACUAUGUGUAACUUGUAUUCGUAUAUGACUUGUUUGAGAACUUUAUUUCAUUUCAAAUUCUGGAUUUGGACAAAUUACAU
This is a messenger RNA of Daucus carota subsp. sativus, 2354 nucleotides long. RefSeq names its product rust resistance kinase Lr10. NCBI's taxonomy places the organism in Eukaryota, Viridiplantae, Streptophyta, Magnoliopsida, Apiales, Apiaceae. The record is from RefSeq and is a predicted model, not a curated record. Gene Ontology annotation, molecular function: ATP binding; protein kinase activity; polysaccharide binding. Gene Ontology annotation, biological process: protein phosphorylation. The coding region runs from base 235 to 2190 and encodes 651 amino acids. The transcript has 6 exons.